AUGGCGAUCGCCGUGGGCCCGGAGGACGAGGUGGAUACGGACCCGAUUCUGGAGAUCGACGUGGACCUGGAGGACCGGGAGGACGAGGCGGAUACGGACCCGAUUCCGGAGAACGACCCGGUCCUGGAGGUCGCGGCGGCCGCAGACCCGAAGAUGACCGUCGGGGCGGACACGGCCGCUUUGGUCCCGAUUCUGACGAACGACGUGGCGGAUCUGGAGGUCGUGGUGGAAGGUUCGGCCCGGAUUCUGAUGAAGGGCGCGGACGUGGUGGACACGGACGCUACGGACCUGAUGAUGAUGAUCGUCGAGGACGCGGAGGACACCACGGUGGAUCUGAUGAGCGACAGGGAGGCCGAGGUGGCGAUCGUCGCUACAACGACGAGCCGAUCGGACGACGUGGUGGACGUGGAGGUGAUUCUGAGGAUUCGGAAGAGCGAGGACACGGACGCGGAGGAGAUGACCGACGAGGUGGAGGCGGUCGAUUCGGGCCAGAUUCGCGGGAACGACUGGGUGGACGGUCUGAUGAAAGGCAGGGAGGACGCGGUGGGAGCCCGUGGGAUCAGGAUCGUCAAUUUGACGAGAGACGUCGUGGGCGUGGUGGACCUGGAAUGCCACCACCACCCCCACCUCUACCUCGCGAGCAAGAUGGUGCUUUUGCACGGAACGAACUGCGUCAGCACUGGCAAAGACUGUUUGUGCUGCUGUGGAGGGUAUAUCCCGGAUGCAGCCUCGGGUAACUGCACCGAUAUACGCCGUCGCAUCCCUGGAAUUGAUGGCCUCAUGGGCUUUGCGCUUCAAUCAACGACCGUAUCCAGCCUCGACGACGACUCUACCACCCAGGAUUCCAUGUAU
Molecule: messenger RNA, 852 nt
Organism: Mesorhabditis spiculigera
Lineage: Eukaryota; Metazoa; Nematoda; Chromadorea; Rhabditida; Rhabditidae
Source: the annotation of a GenBank genome assembly